Rosa rugosa (rugosa rose) is the source of this 991-nucleotide messenger RNA. Its product is annotated as photosynthetic NDH subunit of lumenal location 1, chloroplastic. Gene Ontology annotation, cellular component: photosystem II; extrinsic component of membrane; photosystem II oxygen evolving complex. Gene Ontology annotation, molecular function: calcium ion binding. Lineage: Eukaryota; Viridiplantae; Streptophyta; Magnoliopsida; Rosales; Rosaceae. The transcript is spliced from 8 exons. The record is from RefSeq and is a predicted model, not a curated record. Bases 103 to 813 code for a protein of 236 amino acids. Gene Ontology annotation, biological process: photosynthesis.
CCUCAUAACCCACAUCAGAAAGCCAAACUACAAGCUUCAGUCUCCACCAUCCACUUACAAUAUCAGAAUUCUGAAGCCAAAGCCGGUUCUCACAUUCAAAUUAUGGCAAUAUCAUCACUCUCAUUGAGCUGGGUUUCCACUACCUUACCUGACAAUAAGUUGAAUUUGCUCAAUCAUAAUGAGGUUCCGAAAGCUACCGCUGCUUACUUUUCCGGUAAAACCAUCACAUGCUCCAGUGAGACAGCUUCCAGUGAAGAAAGCUAUUACAAGAGAAGGCCACUACUCUUGGGAGUUGGAGCACUAACUACAAGUCUACUUCAUACAAGUUCCCUCUUGGCUGAAGGAAUACCUGACAAGUUCCGAGGUUAUGUUGACAAAGAAGAUGGCUAUUCAUAUUAUUACCCCUCUGAUUGGAGGGAUUUUGACUUCAGGGCACAUGACUCUGCUUUCAAGGACCGAUAUAUGCAACUUCACAAUGUUAGAGUGAGAUUUAUACCCACAGACAAAAGUGACAUCCAUGAUUUGGGUCCAUUGGAAGAGGUUGUUCCCUAUUUGGUGAGACACAAAUUUGCUGCACCAAACCAAGUAGAAAAGAUAUUCGACAUGCAGGAGAAAACUAUAGAUGGGAAGAGCUAUUACACCUUCGAGUAUGGACUCACAUCUCCGAACUUCUCUACCACUUCCUUUGCGACCAUAGCCAUUGGAAAUGGGAGAUAUUACACCCUAAUCGUCGGAGCAAAUGAGAGACGGUGGAAAAGAUACCGCAACCAGCUUAAAAUGGUUGCAGACUCUUUCAGAAUGCUUGACAUCUAAAAUGCAAUGUCAUGGAAGGCAACCACCAAUGUGAAAUUUCCAUCUGGUGUAUAUAGUAUUCCAAGUUCUUCCUGGAACAGAACAAUGGCUACAACUAGAGAGUACAUGAGGAAAGCAAGAAGAAAUCACUUUGUCUGAUUUCAAAAUAUAUACAUUUAACUACUUACAUCCUGGUCAA